AUGAUGGGAGCAGCACGUGUGAAACGCCGCUUCAGUGCUGUGGUGGAUGGGCCAGUGGAGGAGGAGGAGGUCAUGAGGCUGGCACAGAGUGCUGCAGAUACAGCUAGGGCAGGGGGGAGCCCAACAGGGUCAGGUACCCCAACCAGCCCCUCCCCGACCCAUGCCUUGAAUGGCAAAACAAUACCUCUCCAGAGUAACACCAACAAUGCACGGAGGCAGAGCGCCAUUGGAGAGUCAGUUGGAGGAGAAGCAGGAGAAGGCGGGGUGAGAGCAGGAGGAAUGUGCUCAGGGCUAAGGAGUGGAAAAGGCAGUAGUGUAGGAGGAAGAGGUAAAGGCCGGUCAUCCUCGGACCAGGAUUCACUCUCUUCCCCCUCCAGUACCAGCCGCCGGUGCACCAGGCGCUCAAGCCGCCGGCCCCGACAACGCUUUGUAGGCAAGGACGGACGCUGCAACGUCACCUUUGUCAACAUGAGCGAGAGGGGCCAGCGCUACCUCAGCGACCUCUUCACAACCUGUGUGGACAUCCGCUGGCGCUGGAUGCUGGUCAUCUUCACCCUCUCCUUCCUUCUCUCCUGGCUGCUCUUUGGGUUUGCCUUCUGGCUCAUUGCCUCCGCACAUGGGGACCUCUCCAUUCAGCUUACCCCCGGCUCAGGCUCCUCUGUGGGAUCAGGAGAGGCCGGGUCUGGAGGAGAGUCUGAUAGAGAGGCACUGGUGGAGGAGCCGUGCUUCCUCCAGGUGAACAGCUUCAUGGCGGCCUUUCUAUUCUCCUUGGAGACGCAAACAUCCAUCGGUUACGGAUUCAGAAGCGUGACCGAAGAAUGUCCCCUGGCGGUGGUGGCGGUCGUUUUGCAGUGCAUUGUGGGCUGCAUUAUUGACGCCUUCAUCAUCGGGGCAGUCAUGGCAAAGAUUGCCAAGCCUAAGAAGCGCAACGAGACGUUGGUGUUCUCUGACACAGCUGUGGUGGCGCUGAGGGACGGGAAACUAUGCAUGAUGUGGAGGGUCGGAAACUUACGCAAGAGCCACCUGGUAGAGGCACAUGUUCGAGCACAACUCCUGAAGCCAAGGGUGACCGAAGAGGGAGAGUUCCUCCCGCUGGACAAUGCAGACAUCAAUGUGGGUUUCGACACUGGCACCGACCGCAUCUUCUUGGUCUCGCCUGUGACAAUUGUCCACGAGAUCAACGACGAGUCACCCUUCUUCGAAAUUGACAAAAAGACCUUGGAGAAUGACUCUGAGAUGGAGGUGGUGGUCAUACUUGAGGGCAUGGUGGAGGCCACAGCCAUGACCACACAGUGCCGUAGCUCCUAUCUGGCUUCUGAAAUCCUCUGGGGACAUCGAUUUGAACCAGUGCUCUUCGAGAGGAGAGACUGCUACCAGGUGGACUACUCAUUCUUCCAUCGGACAUAUGAAAUCCCAAACACACCUUCAUGCAGUGCUAAAGAGCUGGCCGAGCAAAAGUACAUUCAAAGCUCACGCUCGUCAUUCUGCUAUGAGAACGAAGUGGCUCUGCAACUCGUCUCCCCUGAUGACGAGCCUGACCAAGACCCUGAGUGUCCCUCCCCACCGACCCGAAGGCAGUCCUUGGCAGAACAUCUUCACUAUAACUGA
Chelmon rostratus (copperband butterflyfish) is the source of this 1608-nucleotide messenger RNA. It is a transcript of the gene kcnj14, whose product is annotated as potassium inwardly rectifying channel subfamily J member 14. Bases 1 to 1608 code for a protein of 535 amino acids. Gene Ontology annotation, molecular function: inward rectifier potassium channel activity. Gene Ontology annotation, biological process: regulation of monoatomic ion transmembrane transport; potassium ion import across plasma membrane. The transcript is spliced from 3 exons. Gene Ontology annotation, cellular component: plasma membrane. The record is from RefSeq and is a predicted model, not a curated record. NCBI's taxonomy places the organism in Eukaryota, Metazoa, Chordata, Actinopteri, Chaetodontiformes, Chaetodontidae.